AUGAUAUCCAGGGAUACCCAGACCCAUGCCAACGGGGUGGUGAAGAAUGUGAUGCAGGCAGCCAAGCGCUCUCUGGCUCGACCGAAGGAUAGAAAAUUGCCAUUAUCAAAAUCACUUCUGGAGCGCCUCCAUCGGGAACUGUCAAGCUCAUCACUGCAAGACCUGCAGACCCUAACCAUCAAAGUACUGGGUUAUGCCGGUAUGAUGAGGUGGGAUGAUUUGGCCAACAUCUUCGUGGAUGAGGUAGCCAUCAAGUCAUCACAUAUGGCGGUCUUCCUGCAAGUUCGCAAGAACGACCAACUGAGGCAAGGUAGCUGGGUGUUCAUCAGCCGAUGGGAGAGUGACCUGUGCCCGGUAUCGCUAGUGAAGCAUCUGAUUGAAAAAAGAGGGCACCAAGGUCAUGUCAAGCUGUUCGGGCGUAUAGCUCGUGUAAAGGGCAGGACCGCCAUCAAGCACUCGCUAUCCUACAGUAGAGCAAGAGAGUUAGUGCGUGAAGCUCUGAAGCGUAUCGGCGUAAACCCAGAUGGGUAUGGUUUACACAGUUUGAGGUCGGGAGGUGCAUCCACGGCUGCUGCAGCAGGAGUACCAGACAGGCUCAUUCAGCGACAGGGAGGAUGGAGAAGUGAUGCUAUGAAGGCUUACAUUCAGGAGUCCCUGCCCAAUCUGCUGCAGGUGUCCCAAGUGCUAGCUGUGUGA
Messenger RNA from Sycon ciliatum, 696 nucleotides. RefSeq lists its product as uncharacterized. Lineage: Eukaryota; Metazoa; Porifera; Calcarea; Leucosolenida; Sycettidae. The transcript has a single exon. Bases 1 to 696 code for a protein of 231 amino acids. Gene Ontology annotation, molecular function: DNA binding. Gene Ontology annotation, biological process: DNA recombination; DNA integration. The record is from RefSeq and is a predicted model, not a curated record.